Entamoeba dispar SAW760 is the source of this 3168-nucleotide messenger RNA. RefSeq names its product serine-threonine protein kinase, putative. Gene Ontology annotation, biological process: protein phosphorylation. The record is from RefSeq and is a predicted model, not a curated record. The transcript has a single exon. Bases 1 to 3168 code for a protein of 1055 amino acids. Gene Ontology annotation, molecular function: protein kinase activity; ATP binding. NCBI's taxonomy places the organism in Eukaryota, Evosea, Mastigamoebida, Endamoebidae.
AUGAUUAGUAUUAUAAUACAGUUCAUUGUAAUUGGAAAUGCACUUCAAUGUUCUCCUGGAUGUCCUACAUGUUUAACCAAUUAUACAUGUGCAGACAGUUGUCUACCUGGAUAUGAACAAGAUAAUUCAUGUACACAUUGUCAAUGGGUAAAUCCAUAUAAACCAGUUAAAGAAGCAUAUAUUCCAAAUAACGAUGAAUGUUUAAAAACUACAAAUGUUAUACAAAAAACAGGAUGGUUACCAUCAAAUAUUCAAGAAAUUAAAUUAAAUGAAAGAAUAAUAUUUACAUUAAAUGAUAAUUCAGAUGUAGAUUAUAGUUUUUGUCAAUAUAAACAAAAAUAUAGAUUUGGAAAAUGGUUUAAAAUUAAUUUAAAUCAAGUAACUAAUGCUGUAUUUGUUGCUGAAAUUGAAAAAAUAAAUAAAGCACCUAUAAUAUUUUCUCUCGAUAUGACAAAUUCCAAUUCUUUUGAUCAAAUUCCUCAAUGUUAUGCUCAUAAUCAAAUGAGUAAAGAUGAAUAUAAUUUUACUAUGAUGGUACCUGCUUAUAAAUCACGGUCUAAUAAAAAUGAUGAAUUUGUUUAUCUUUUUGCAUCUAUUGAAGGUUCUGGAAAUGCUGAAAUGUCUUUAACAGUUUCUCAAAUGGAUGGAAAAUAUUUUGAUCCAUAUUAUAUCUUCACUCAAGAAGUUGCAGAUUCUUUAGCUUCAGAUUUAACUAAAGAAGAAUUUGUUCAUUUUCCUGUAAAAGCAAGAGGAAUUCAUGAUUAUUCAUAUUGUGCUCAAUGUAGAUUAAUGAAAUUUUUAUUGUUUAGAAUGAAUUUUAAAGGUGAUUAUUCUAUUUUACUUGAUAGUACUACUGCAGAUAAAGUUAAUUAUCUUCAAGAAUAUACUGUAAAUAAUACUUGUAAAGUACUUUAUAUUGGUAAACCUUUUGGUCAUUCAUUAAAUAGAAAUAAUGGAUUUAAAGUUAGAAUUCGUGGAGAUGAAACACCUCAAGUUACUGAAAGAUUCUUUACUGUAUUAACUGAAGAUAAAGGAAGUGAUAUUGAUGUAGUUUUUAGAGCUAUUUGUCCACAUGAUUGUAAUCAUAAAUUAGGUCAAGGUAUGUGUGUUACUGAAGAAGGAAAAUGUCGUUGCAAUCCAGGAUUUGGAGGUGAUGAUUGUCAUAAAUUAUGUUAUUAUAAUAAUCAAUGGCAAGUUGAUGAUUAUAAAGGUUUAUGUAAAUAUGGAACAUAUGGAUGUGAUUCAUAUUGUCAAUGUAACGAUCCAGACUAUAUUCAACGUAAUAAUCUAUGUAUUUAUCCAACUUGUCUUAGUGGACAGUUAGGACCAAAAGAUGAAUGUGCACAAGGAAGUGAUGGAUGUACUGAAACAUGUAGAUGUGAUACAGAAAAUGGAUUUUUUAGAACAGAAAAUAAUAGAUGUAAAUAUGAUAAAUGUGGUAAUGGAGUAAUUGAUACUAUGAUACUUAGUGAUGGAAAAAUAAAAAAAGAACAAUGUGAUAGUGGAGUUAAUUGUGAUUCAUUUUGUUAUUGUGUUGAUGGAUAUAUUCCUGAUCCAGAUAAUCCAGGUUCAUGUAUGUCAAAACGAAUUUCUAGUGGGGCUAUUAUUGGAAUAAUAUUAGGAAGUUCAGCAGGAUUAUUGUUUAUUAUAGGAUUAUUCAUAUUAUUAUUUUUUAUUUUAUUAAGGUAUGAAAGAACUAAUAUUGAAAUUUUUAAACAACAACAACCAACAUACCAUUAUUAUAUUAAUGGAUCAUUAAAUAAAGAACCUUUAAAAACUAAUAGAUAUAAAGUAUUUCCAUAUGAAUUAGAUUAUGGUAAUGAAAAUGGAACAACAGAUAUAGAAGAUACAAGAUUUGAAAGAAUUGAAGUGAAAAACUAUUCUAAAAAUAAAUAUAUGAUGAUUAUUUUUCAUACACCAAAUAAUCCAAAAUUUGUUUUUCAUUUUGAACCUCAAGUUCUUAUUAUUAGACCACAUUCUCCAUCAAAAAUUAUUACAAGUUAUAUGACAAUUCAUUGUACUACAAAAAUUAGAGAUAUGAAAAUUCCUUAUACUGUUUGGUUUAGUAAAUCAAAGUCUACACUUGAAUCUAUUGCAGAAUUAUUAAAAGAUAAAACAUUUGAUAAUUGGACUCAAGAUGACCAAAAACAAAUGGAAAAACUUUGUAAAAGUAUUACUAAACAUUACCAUUUUAAUCUUACAAUUAUUACAGAUGCUGCUUCUUCUACUCAUAUUGAUAUGGAUGAAUUAAAUAUAUCAGAAAAACCUAUUGCUGAAGGGGCUAUGGGUCAAGUGUAUAUAGGAAAUUAUCGUAGUGUUCCAGUUGCAGUGAAAAUAUUUAAAUGGCAAAAUUUAACAGAAGAAGAAAUGAAUGAAUUAAAACAAGAAGUAAUAGCAGAAUGUGAAAUAAUGAGUAAAUUAAGAAAUCCUUUUAUUGCAAAUUAUAUGGGAUCAGUUACAUAUUUACCUCAAGUAACAAUGGUUAUUCAAUACUUUGUUUUAGGAUCAUUAGGAGAAUAUUUACGAACAGAAAAAGAAGGUUUUGUAAAGUUACCAUAUAAAUUAAAGAUAAAAAUGUUAUUUGAUACAGCAAGAGGAAUGGAAUUCUUACAUGAAAAUAAUAUUCUUCAUUUAGAUUUAAAACCAGAUAAUCUAUUAGUUAAUUCUUUAUAUUCAGACUCUGCUUGUUGUGUAAAAAUUACUGAUUUUGGUACUUCAAGAGUAGUAAAGAAAAAAAGUAAAAAUGAAGAUAAAGGACUUGGUACUCCAAUUUAUGCUGCUCCUGAAACUUAUUUUGAUAGAUAUUCUUUUGAAAGUGAUGUAUAUUCUUUUGGUGUAUCUGCUUGGGAAAUCUUUUACCAAGAUGAACCUUAUAAAGAAUUUAAAUCUAUAUUUGAUAUUAAAAAUUAUGUGGAAAGUGGAAAACGAUUACCUUUAGGUGAUAGUAUGCCACAAAUAUUAAAAGAAAUUAUUAGCGAAUCAUGGAAACAAGAACCUGAACAAAGAAUUACUUUUGAACAAAUUACUAGACUUCUUCUUAAAGCAGAUAAUGAUUCAGAAAAUCAUUCUGAAUUAGAUAUCGGUGUUUCUGAUGAAAGAAUAGAAGAAUUAAUUUUAAAAAGAACACAACAUAUGCAAAAUCAAAUAUGUGAUUUGAAUCAUGAUUAG